Messenger RNA from Ochotona princeps (American pika), 7376 nucleotides. RefSeq names its product calcium voltage-gated channel subunit alpha1 D (gene CACNA1D). Gene Ontology annotation, cellular component: voltage-gated calcium channel complex; membrane. The transcript has 50 exons. Gene Ontology annotation, biological process: calcium ion import across plasma membrane. The record is from RefSeq and is a predicted model, not a curated record. Lineage: Eukaryota; Metazoa; Chordata; Mammalia; Lagomorpha; Ochotonidae. Gene Ontology annotation, molecular function: high voltage-gated calcium channel activity. Bases 316 to 6948 code for a protein of 2210 amino acids.
AAAAAUAAGAAAUUUUUUAAAAGAAAAAAGAUCAUGUAUAUAUUAUUGAGAUAAUAUAUACAUCUGAUUUUAUUUUUUUAAAAAAGUUUAUUUUGCUCCUUUGUUUUUUUUUUGGAAAAGGACGGAGCGUGGGUGGCAAGCGGUUUUUAUAAAUUAUCCUUAUUUUCUGUUAUUUGUCCCCGGCGGCGCUCCCCCACCCCCUGCCUAAGCGAAAAUCAGGGCAGGGACCGCUGCUCCUACCCAUCUGGGAACCCCUUCACUGUUCCUCCCUGCAUAGUGCCCUGCACACAGUAGGCGCUGAAUAAAUGUUCGUGGAUGAUGAUGAUGAUGAUGAUGAAAAAAAUGCAGCAUCAACGGCAGCAGCAAGAGGACCACGCGAACGAGGCAAACUAUGCAAGAAGCAGCAGAUUCCCUCUCUCUGGGGAAGGACCAACUUCUCAGCCGAACAGCUCCAAGCAAACUGUCCUGUCUUGGCAGGCUGCGAUCGACGCUGCCCGGCAGGCCAAGGCUGCCCAGGCCAUGAGCACCUCCGCGCCCCCACCUGUCGGAUCUCUCUCCCAAAGAAAACGUCAGCAAUACGCCAAGAGCAAAAAACAGGGGAACUCGUCCAGCAGCCGACCUGCCCGUGCCCUUUUCUGUUUAUCGCUCAAUAACCCCAUCCGGAGAGCCUGCAUUAGCAUAGUGGAGUGGAAACCAUUUGACAUAUUUAUAUUAUUGGCUAUUUUUGCCAAUUGUGUGGCCUUAGCUAUUUACAUCCCAUUCCCUGAAGAUGAUUCUAAUUCAACAAAUCAUAACUUGGAAAAAGUAGAAUAUGCCUUCCUGAUUAUUUUUACAGUCGAGACGUUUUUGAAGAUUAUAGCGUAUGGAUUACUGCUGCAUCCUAAUGCUUACGUUAGGAACGGAUGGAAUUUACUGGAUUUUGUUAUAGUAAUAGUAGGGUUGUUUAGUGUAAUUCUGGAACAAUUAACCAAAGAAACAGAAGGCGGGAGCCACUCCAGCGGCAAGUCAGGGGGCUUUGAUGUCAAAGCGCUCCGUGCCUUUCGAGUGCUACGACCUCUUCGACUCGUGUCAGGAGUGCCCAGUUUACAAGUUGUCCUGAACUCCAUUAUAAAAGCCAUGGUUCCCCUCCUUCACAUAGCCCUUUUGGUAUUAUUUGUAAUCAUAAUCUAUGCUAUUAUAGGAUUGGAACUUUUUAUUGGAAAAAUGCACAAAACGUGUUUUUUUGCUGACUCAGAUAUUGUAGCUGAAGAGGACCCGGCCCCAUGUGCGUUCUCAGGGAACGGACGCCAGUGCACAGCUAAUGGCACGGAAUGUAGGAGUGGCUGGGUUGGUCCCAAUGGAGGUAUCACCAACUUUGAUAACUUUGCCUUUGCAAUGCUCACCGUAUUCCAGUGUAUCACCAUGGAGGGCUGGACGGACGUGCUGUACUGGAUGAAUGACGCUAUGGGAUUGGAAUUGCCCUGGGUGUAUUUUGUCAGUCUCGUCAUCUUUGGGUCAUUUUUCGUACUAAAUCUUGUACUUGGUGUACUGAGCGGAGAAUUCUCCAAGGAGAGAGAGAAGGCAAAAGCGCGGGGAGAUUUCCAGAAGCUCCGGGAGAAGCAGCAGCUGGAAGAGGACCUCAAGGGCUACUUGGACUGGAUCACCCAGGCCGAAGACAUCGAUCCUGAGAAUGAGGAGGAAGGAGGAGACGAAGGCAAACGAAACACCAGCAUGCCAACCAGCGAGACUGAGUCUGUGAACACAGAGAAUGUCAGUGGCGAAGGCGAGACCCAGGGCUGCUGUGGAAGUAUCUGGUGCUGGUGGAGAAGAAGAGGCGCAGCCACGGCGGGGCCCUCGGGGUGUCGGCGGUGGGGUCAAGCCAUCUCAAAAUCCAAACUCAGCCGGCGCUGGCGUCGCUGGAACCGCUUUAGUCGCAGGAGGUGCAGGGCCGCCGUGAAGUCUGUCACGUUCUACUGGCUGGUGAUUGUCCUGGUGUUCCUCAACACCUUGACCAUUUCCUCCGAGCACUACAAUCAACCGGACUGGUUGACGCAGAUCCAAGAUAUUGCCAACAAGGUCCUCCUGGCCCUGUUCACCUGCGAGAUGCUAGUGAAGAUGUACAGCCUGGGCCUGCAGGCGUAUUUUGUGUCUCUCUUCAACCGGUUUGACUGCUUUGUGGUGUGUGGUGGGAUUACGGAGACCAUCUUAGUGGAGCUGGAGAUCAUGUCUCCCCUGGGCAUCUCUGUGUUCCGUUGUGUGCGCCUCUUAAGGAUCUUCAAAGUGACCAGGCACUGGACUUCCCUGAGCAACUUAGUGGCAUCCUUGUUAAACUCCAUGAAGUCCAUCGCUUCACUGUUGCUUCUGCUUUUCCUCUUCAUCAUCAUCUUCUCCUUGCUUGGAAUGCAGCUGUUCGGUGGCAAGUUUAACUUUGACGAGACGCAGACCAAGCGGAGCACCUUCGACAACUUCCCCCAGGCACUCCUGACAGUGUUCCAGAUUCUGACAGGGGAAGACUGGAACGCCGUGAUGUAUGACGGCAUCAUGGCGUACGGCGGCCCGUCCUCCUCGGGAAUGAUCGUCUGCAUCUACUUCAUCAUCCUUUUCAUCUGCGGCAACUACAUUCUACUGAACGUCUUCUUGGCCAUUGCUGUAGACAACUUGGCUGAUGCCGAAAGUCUGAACACCGCUCAGAAAGAAGAAGCUGAGGAAAAAGAAAGGAAGAAGAUUGCCAGGAAAGAGAGCCUAGAAAAUAAAAAGAACAACAAACCGGAAGUCAACCAGAUAGCCAACAGUGAGAACAAGGUCACCAUUGAUGACUACCGGGAAGAGGAUGAAGACAAGGACCCCUACCCACCCUGUGAUGUGCCAGUAGGGGAAGAGGAAGAGGAGGAGGAAGAGGAUGAACCUGAAGUUCCCGCAGGUCCCCGUCCUCGCAGAAUCUCUGAGUUGAACAUGAAGGAGAAAAUUGCCCCCAUCCCCGAAGGGAGCGCUUUCUUCAUUCUCAGCAAGACCAACCCGAUCCGUGUGGGCUGCCACAAACUCAUCAACCACCACAUCUUCACCAACCUCAUCCUUGUCUUCAUCAUGUUGAGUAGCGCUGCCCUGGCUGCCGAGGACCCCAUCCGUAGCCACUCCUUCCGGAACACGAUACUGGGUUACUUUGACUAUGCUUUCACAGCCAUCUUUACUGUCGAAAUCCUACUCAAGAUGACGACAUUUGGGGCUUUCCUGCACAAAGGGGCCUUCUGCAGGAAUUACUUCAAUCUGCUGGAUAUGCUGGUCGUUGGGGUGUCCCUGGUGUCAUUUGGAAUCCAGUCCAGCGCCAUCUCCGUGGUGAAGAUUCUAAGGGUCUUAAGAGUCCUAAGGCCACUCCGGGCAAUCAACAGAGCAAAAGGACUUAAGCACGUCGUCCAGUGUGUCUUUGUGGCCAUCAGGACCAUCGGCAAUAUCAUGAUCGUCACCACCCUCCUCCAGUUCAUGUUUGCCUGCAUCGGGGUCCAACUGUUCAAGGGAAAGUUCUAUCGCUGCACAGAUGAAGCCAAGAGUAACCCUGAAGAAUGCAGGGGCCUUUUCAUUCUCUACAAGGACGGGGAUGUCGACAGCCCCGUGGUCCGGGAGAGAGUCUGGCAGAACAGUGACUUCAACUUCGACAACGUCCUCUCUGCUAUGAUGGCGCUCUUCACGGUCUCCACGUUCGAGGGGUGGCCUGCGUUGCUGUAUAAAGCCAUCGAUUCCAAUGGAGAGAACGUGGGCCCCGUCUACAACUACCGUGUGGAGAUCUCCAUCUUCUUCAUCAUCUACAUCAUCAUUGUCGCCUUCUUCAUGAUGAACAUCUUUGUGGGCUUUGUCAUCGUGACAUUUCAGGAGCAGGGAGAGAAAGAGUAUAAGAACUGUGAGCUGGACAAAAAUCAGCGUCAGUGCGUUGAAUACGCCUUGAAAGCACGUCCCUUGCGGAGAUACAUCCCCAAAAACCCCUACCAGUACAAGUUCUGGUACGUGGUGAACUCUUCGCCUUUCGAAUACAUGAUGUUUGUCCUCAUCAUGCUCAACACACUCUGCUUGGCCAUGCAGCACUAUGAGCAGUCCAAAAUGUUCAAUGAUGCCAUGGACAUUCUGAACAUGGUCUUCACCGGGGUGUUCACUGUGGAGAUGGUACUGAAAGUCAUCGCGUUCAAGCCCAAGGGCUAUUUUAGUGACGCCUGGAACACGUUUGACUCCCUCAUCGUCAUUGGCAGCAUUAUAGACGUGGCCCUCAGUGAAGCAGAUCACUAUUUCACUGAUGCAUGGAACACUUUUGAUGCCUUAAUUGUUGUGGGUAGCGUCGUUGAUAUUGCUAUAACUGAAGUAAAUCCAACUGAAAGUGAAAAUGUCCCUGUCCCAACUGCUACACCUGGGAACUCUGAAGAGAGCAAUAGAAUCUCCAUCACCUUUUUCCGUCUUUUCCGAGUGAUGCGAUUGGUGAAGCUUCUCAGCAGGGGGGAAGGCAUCCGGACAUUGCUGUGGACAUUCAUUAAGUCCUUUCAGGCUCUUCCCUAUGUCGCCCUCCUCAUCGCCAUGCUAUUCUUCAUCUACGCAGUCAUCGGCAUGCAGAUGUUUGGGAAGGUUGCCAUGCGAGAUAACAACCAGAUCAACAGGAACAACAACUUCCAGACCUUUCCCCAGGCGGUGCUGCUGCUCUUCAGGUGUGCUACGGGCGAGGCCUGGCAGGAGAUCAUGCUGGCCUGCCUCCCAGGAAAGCUGUGUGACCCAGAGUCGGAUUACAACCCCGGGGAGGAGUACACGUGCGGCAGCAACUUCGCCAUCGUCUACUUCAUCAGUUUCUACAUGCUGUGCGCUUUCCUGAUCAUUAACCUGUUCGUGGCUGUCAUCAUGGACAACUUUGACUAUCUGACCAGAGACUGGUCCAUUCUUGGGCCUCACCACUUAGACGAAUUCAAAAGAAUAUGGUCUGAAUACGACCCUGAGGCAAAGGGCAGGAUCAAGCACCUUGACGUGGUCACCCUACUCCGCCGUAUCCAGCCCCCUCUGGGGUUUGGGAAGUUGUGCCCACACCGUGUGGCAUGCAAGAGACUGGUGGCCAUGAACAUGCCCCUCAACAGCGAUGGCACAGUCAUGUUCAAUGCAACCUUGUUUGCUCUGGUCCGUACAGCUCUCAAGAUCAAGACUGAAGGGAACCUGGAGCAAGCCAAUGAAGAACUCCGAGCUGUGAUCAAAAAAAUCUGGAAGAAAACCAGCAUGAAACUGCUCGACCAAGUCGUCCCUCCAGCUGGUGAUGAUGAGGUAACCGUGGGGAAGUUCUAUGCCACUUUCCUGAUACAGGACUACUUUAGGAAAUUCAAGAAACGGAAAGAACAAGGCCUGGUGGGAAAGCACCCUGCGAAGAACACCACCAUCGCCCUGCAGGCGGGAUUAAGGACACUGCACGACAUUGGACCAGAAAUCCGGCGUGCAAUAUCGUGUGACCUGCAGGAUGAUGAGCCCGAGGGAAUGAAGGGAGAAGAUGACGAUGAUGAUGUGUUCAAAAGAAAUGGUGCCCUGCUUGGAAACCAUGUCAAUCAUGUUAAUAGUGAUAGGAGAGAGUCCCUUCAACAGACCAAUACCACCCACCGUCCCCUGCAUGUCCAAAGGCCUUCAGUUCCACCUGCAAGGGAUACUGAGAAACCGCUGUUUCCUCCAGCAGGAAAUUCGGUGUGUCAUAACCAUCAUAGCCAUAAUUCCAUAGGAAAGCAAGUUCCCACCUCAACCAAUGCCAAUCUCAACAAUGCCAAUAUGUCCAAAGCUGCCCAUGGAAAGCGACCCAGCAUUGGGGACCUUGAGCUUGUGUCUGAAAAUGGGCACCAUUCUUCCCACAAGCGUGACCGGGAGCCUCCCAGAAGGUCGAGUAUUAAAAGGACCCGUUAUUAUGAAACUUACAUUAGGUCCAGCUCUGGAGAUGAGCAGUUCCCGACCAUCUGCAGGGAGGACCUGGAGAUAGACGGCUACUUCCGAGACUCCCGCUGCCUAGGGGAGCAGGACUGUGUCAGCAGUGAGGAGUACUAUGAGGACGACAGCUCCCCCACAGAGAGCAGGCACAGCUAUGGCUACUACAACAGGUACCCUGGCAGCACCUGGGACUAUGAGAGGCCCCGUGGCUACCAUCACCCCCAGGGCUUCCUGGACGAAGAGGACACACCCAUUUGCUAUGAUUCUCGAAGGUCUCCGAGGAGACGCCUGCUCCCUCCCACCCCAACUUCCCACCGCAGAUCCUCCUUCAACUUCGAGUGCCUGCGCCGGCAGAGCAGCCAGGAGGAGCUGCCCCUGUCACCUGCCCUGCCACACCGCACCGCCCUGCCUCUGCACCUGAUGCAGCAGCAGAUCAUGGCGGUCGCAGGCCUCGACUCGAAUAAAGCCCAGAAGUACUCACCGAGUCACUCAACCCGGUCAUGGGCCACACCUCCAGCGACACCCCCAUCCCGGGACUGGACGCCGUGCUACACGCCCCUGAUCCAGGUGGAGCGGUCCGAGUCCCUGGAGCAGGUCAACGGCAGCCUGCCAUCCCUGCACCGCAGCUCCUGGUACACGGAUGAGCCCGAAAUCUCCUAUCGGACGUUCACGCCAGCCAGCCUGACCGUCCCUGGCAGCUUCCGCAACAAGAACAGUGACAAGCAGAGGAGCGCCGACAGCCUGGUGGAGGCGGUUCUGAUAUCUGAAGGCUUGGGACGCUACGCAAGGGACCCAAAGUUUGUGUCAGCGACAAAACACGAAAUCGCGGACGCCUGUGACCUGACGGUCGACGAGAUGGAGAGCGCGGCCAGCACCCUGCUCGGUGGGAACGCAUGUCCCCGAGCCAACGGGGGCACGGGUCCCAUCCCCCAUCGGCAGGACUACGAGCUCCAGGACUUUGGUCCCGGCUACAGCGACGAAGAGCCGGACCCCGGGCGUGAGGAGGAGGACCUGGCAGAUGAGAUGAUCUGCAUCACCACCUUGUAGCCCCUCCCCCCUUGCCACCACCCAGGUUGGGUGGGCAGACUGGCUCCAGCCUCGGGUGGGGCGCAGGAGGGCCAGGGAACAAGUGCCUCACAGUCAGGAGCGCCCAGGCCCACGCCGGGAGCGAACGUUCCCAUGGACUUGCGUGCGAGUGACGUCACGCCUCAAGGAAGCCAUAGCCGGUGGGAAUGGGCGGUGGGCAGCAGGGUGAGGCGGUGCCCUCCCCUGCCUGGUCCCCGCAGGCAGCAGGCCCGGCCUGCACACGAGGAUGGGUGAAGGUCAUGGUAGCCCCGGGGGGAAGAUGGAAGGUGCUGGCCACCACCACGCCUGUGUCCUUACCUCAGCCGCGGUCCAGCAUAUCAGACCCUCACUGGGCCCCACAUAUCUUAUUCCUCGGCCCUUUCCCCACCCUACACACUCCCUGCUGGGCU